AUGAAUUCCUCGGUGGAGGGGCUGGUGCCGAUUACCCGGGCCUUCUUGUCGCGUUACUACGACAAGUACCCAUUCUCCCCAAUCUCCGAUGAUGUUACACGGCUGACCAGCGAGCUCCGGAUUCUCUCUGGCGUCUUUGAGAAGGAUUUUUGUCUCACUCCUGGUAAAUAAUGAUCAAUAUCGUUUUGUCUAAAAAGUGAGAUUUUAUGGAAUUCAAUUCCCGAUAGUUUUACUUAUCUGUUGUUCAGUAUAUCCCGCAGUUUCACAAAUGGGGUGGUUUUGAUAAUCAUUUUUUCCGCGUGACUAACUGGCAUAUUACUUGGAAAAAUAAAUCUCCUGGGACAGAAAAUCUAUCCCAGAGAAUUUAAAACUUUUCUGGAGUUUGAUGUUCAUGCUAUUAGGAACAUGAUGCUUUACAGGCAAUGUUGCGAACCUCAGAUAAGUAACUGGUCAUGGCCUGCAAAUGGAAUGCUUGUCAGUACAGUCAUGUUGUUGAUUCUUUCCUUGUGCGCCACUUUUUAGGUUCUCCAAUCAAUUGCCGAUUUUCAUUCAUUAACAAUUGUCCUAAAAUUUUAUUUUCUUGGUUUUUGUUAGGCAUGUUGGUUUGUUUAGUAUGGGACUGGCUUAUCAAACGUGCGGAAUGUUCAGUCGGAUACGAUACUUUUCAGAAGGAAGCGAAACAACUUUUGUGUCAUGUGAUAUUGAUAAUCGACACCUGCCUUUUUAUUUCUGCACAAUAAAAUUACUGCCGUUAGAAUCUUAGAAUGAAAAUUUCUGCUCCAGACUGUUUCAUGAAGUAAUCCAAUAACUUUCUGGAUUGUCUAAAUGAUGUUGAAUUACAUGCUUUCUAGAUCAAACAUAUACGUAAAUGAUAAGAAGAAGUUAAAUUGGUCUUCAGCAUAGAUACUAUGCUAAGGAAAAGAAUACUUCAUAAACAAUGAACAUUAGAUUCCCUGAAUAAUGGUCUACAUGAUACAUGACUUGUGAACGGCAACUCUACCUACACAGUCAUAGAAAGAAAAGGAGUCAAGUUUAUCUUUGAGCACUUUGAGUUCAUAAAUGGACAAAUAGCCAUUAGAUACUGGUAGGGGAGAUAUAGAGGGACCCUUACAAAUGUCCGCAAUUAGAUAAUGGGUUUCAUUGCUUAAGAUUUAAAGUUUGCAAUGUAAUUCUGAUAUCCGACGAGGAUGACUAGGGCGGUAGGAUUGGAAAGUUUUUCUUGAAAUGGUGUUCAUUAAUGGGCCUUAUUGUUUUAUCCUAACCAUCGAAUUUUAAAUACAUUAUUUUUACUAUUACAUAGGCUGCUUUUGUGAAUAUUUCUUGCAUUCAAAGUUUAAAAGCUUGAAUAGCGAGUGGACUGUUAAAUGGAAAUAAAUCAUAUUUCACUAUUUUCUCCUAUGCAUUUACUUAUUUCUCACCUUGCAUACUCUUUUCAACUGUGAAAGUUUGAAGAAUAAUUCAUUAAUCAAUAUUUCUUGUUUCGUUUAUGCAUGUGAUUUUCACUUCAUCAUCAAAGGUGAAAAAGAAUUGAUAUGUGAAGCAGAUUCUCCAGCACCGCACAAAUUAGAUGAGAAUAUGUGGAAGAACAGAGAACAUAUCGAAGAGAUACUCUUCCUGCUUGAGAAAUCUCAUUGGCCAGGAUCAGUAUGCUCCGGCUUCUUGUUUGGAUAUUCCGUCCUUUUCUUUUUGCUUUGAAAUUAUUUGAAAUCAGAACGCCUUCCUGACAUUAUAUUAAUUUAAUCGCCUGUGUUCUGGCUCAGGUUGGGGAUUGAAGUUAUCAUCCUUAAAGUUGUGUUAAAAGACUUGGGCUUGCUUAUAUGGUGUACGAAUGAAUAGCUUUAUAUGAUUAGGCGUUUCUUUGUCCAUUUCAGCUGCAACAGCAAGCCACGCCUGAAGAUGCUGCCACUCUUGAAAAGUUUCAGAACAUCUUGAAAAACUCUUUGAAUACCUUGGAAACGUUCCAAUCGAAAAAUGCUGCCAAUGUAUUUAACACAGGUCAGUGUCAAGUAUUUGUGUUUUGAUAUAUUUAAAAGUAUACAUCGCUCUUAAGCAUUAAUUUUCCGUAUGAGUUUUUCUUUUCCGCUAAAAAAAUUGUUUAUUUCCGCAUACAAAUAAAUGGUAAGUUUGUAAGAGUUGCACUGGCUUUUGUGGGCCAGGUAUGUAGCGUUUACCUUCAUAUAAACUCUCUUACUUCUCAUUUCAUGUGUAGACAACCCUCUUUCUUGUACAUAGAUCACUUUGGUGCCUUGGAUAGUCCUUGCAUUUUUUUUCUGACCAUCUUGUGGAUUGAUAACUGGUUACAACGCAACACAAGUACUGAGAAUAAACAAUAGUUGGGAAAUCUGCUUUUCAGGAUGAUGAAACUAAGAUGCUCACGGAUAAUAAUGUGGACUUGCAAAUAGAUUCUGAAUGAACUCUGUCAUUAACUUACUAAAGAAUGUUCCAUAAACUUUAUGUUUGCGGGAUGGUACUAAAUUUUCAAAUGCUUUCAUGACGCUCCUUUCACAAUUUGAUCUAGUUCUUAUAAAUAUAUUUUGCAGUGAUGACAUACAUGCCACAAGAUUUUCGAGGUUCACUUAUCAGACAGCAGAGGGAACGUUCAGAGAGAAGUAAGCAAGCUGAGGUUGACGCUCUCGUUAGUGCUGGUGGAAGUAUACGUGAUAGAUAUGCAUUACUUUGGGGGCAGCAAAUGGAGAGGUGUCUUUUCUAGAGUCUCAUUCUGUCUUUUUUUUCUUUUAAACUAGAUUAACAAUUCUGUUCUGCAGUUAUAUUCCCUGUUUGUUAUGUUCUGUUAUAUAGACUCCUCUAUUGUUCCUUUCAGGAGAAGACAAUUAGCUCAGCUUGGAUCUGCAGCUGGUGUCUAUAAGACACUUGUUAAAUAUUUGGUUGGGGUGCCUCAGGUUUGUCACAUGAUCGUUCAUCAAAGUUUGCCUUUUUUCAGCGGUUAAGUUCUUAAACAUCCUGUUCCAUGUGGAAGUUUUUUUUACUGUUUAUGAAAACAAUCCAUGUUUUUCUCGAGUUUUGUAAUCAUUCUCCAAGAAGUAUAAUAAUUAGGUCUGGGAGAUGAUUUUAGGAAUAUCAUAGAAGUGGUUUCCGCAGUCCAAGACAAGGGCCCAAUUUCGUCUCCUAAACGUCAGAAUGCUACUCCUUUCUUUCCACCUAAUCCCAGGAAGCAGCCACGCUUCAGGGUGUCAAAGUUCCCGAUCCAACAAGGCUGCUCUUGGCCAAUGGAAUGGAAUGGUUUUUUCUUUUGUUUUUUAGAGAAAUAUGACAGAAAAUGCUGGGUUUUGGAUGUAUUCAAGGAUAUUCAACUUUUUCGAAAGGCUUCCUAACCAGAGGGCUCAAUUAUAUUCAAUGCAUGCAUGUGAGGUUUAAUUUCCAAACUUGAUUUAAAAGAUGGGCAGUUUUAUAAUUUGGGGUUUUCACCGGAUUUGAAAUUAAUGGAGGCCUUAUUUUUAAGCUCAAACUCCAAGUUUUGAGUUUCAAAUGCAGUAACUUAAGUGUAGGAUGUUGUCCAUAUUUCGUGGAAGAAAAAUGACGUAAGAUGGUGUUGAGAAAUAUGUUCCCUGCAUCAUUUCCAACUGUUUGAAUGCAAGAUAUCUUUAGAAAGGUCUUUUGAUAGCGUAGUAUUUGGCCCAAUAAAUGCUGAAAGUUUAUCACUUUCUUCAUAAAAUAGAAAAAAACUCGAUUAUUCAUGCCGUUCAGGGUUAGACUUCUGGGAAUCUUUUAGAGAUUUUUUUUGCAACUUUACCUUAUUAAAUAAAUCUACAAGCAGCAAACUUCAGCUAUCUUCAUGGUGAAAGCUCAUUCAAGGCAGUAGUCAAUGGUCUUCUUUGUUAGUGAAAGACCUGCCUAGGGUCCCAUGAGACUUGUUGGUGGAUUACAAAUUACAUUAGUGUCUGUGUAGCUAAAGUUCGACUAACCAUUGAUGAAGUUACAGUACUUUUAUUUGUGCAUGUACUAUUCUAGCACUUUCAUAGUUCCUUCCCUCGGGUAAAUGGUCGUGCCAUACACUAAAAUAUUAAAACCUUUUAUGGAAACAUGUUUAUAAAUGGCAGAUAAUAAUUUUUGCGAUGUAGUUACAUGGGCAAUAUUCGCUUUUUACCUUUCCCCUUUUUGACGAUCCAUUUUAGUGCCUGAUCCUCCUCCAUUGAAUAAUGGCUGGAAUUGACUGUUCAUCUAUCAGGAGAGAGCGUUGUGCUUUCUGGGUGCAAGAAAUGGUGGAUUUGUAAUGUCUGAAUUAGAACCUUCUUGCUCAGAUGGUUGGUUUCAGUAAUGUUCUCUUUUGGCUUUUCAGUAAUUAUUUCUUAACUAUGUACAUCGACUAUUUCACUGACUGAAAUAUGCUUUCAUCACCUUCCAACCAAAUUCGGCCAUUCUCUAUGACCAGUGGAAGCUUAAACCCAAAAUAUGUCUCGAUGGCCUUGAUGUAUUAUCAAGUACAUAAGAGUAACGCUUUUACAUUAUUUUUUAAGUGAAAGAUAUGUCUACAUAAACACAGUUUCUGAAUGAUAACACUGCAUAUCCUAAAAAGUCUACAAUACUAAUGUGGAUAAUUUGAUGAACUAGAAUCACCAUGAUAUAGAUCUUCUUUGACUAUAAUUUUCGUGCUCAUAACCAGCUGAUGGAAACCCUAAAAACUUCUAUAUAGCCCUUCUGGGGGUUGUGCUUAAUUGUGGCUUUCAUUUAUUCUAGAAUAUGUUCUAAACUAUUGGAGAAAAUCUGCCCCAUAUAAUUUGAUGUGUACGAGCACUCUAUUUGUAGAUGACAAAGCCACAUAUUCUCCUGUGAAUAACAUUUUCUAAUGUGCUUCAUUUCCUAUCAACUGUUGGAUCUUAUCUCUAAUGUUACCUGGCCCCACUACCUUUAGUCAUAGCUCAAUUGAUACAACAAAAGAGAUCAUUAAAUCUUCAUUGCCCUUCUCCAGCUUCAAUAUUUGAUGCUCGAUCAUCGCUGUCAUUAUUCCCAUCAGAAACCCAAGUGUUGGUCUUACUCUACAUGGAUUCUUUGUAUGUACUUUGUUUCUUUUUCUCCAUAUGGGUCUCAUAUUAUUUUAAUCGAGUGUCCACGAAAUAGAUGCCUUUGCAAUUAUAUCUGAAUCUAGACUCUGCUUGUAAAUUGAUCUUGGAAGCAGACUCAAGAAUAAUAUUUUGAUUCUGGUUGACUGCAUGUAUUGACACUAAAUUAUUUUUAGUUAAACUCUAUUCUGCUUAAUAGUUUAAAAUUAUGUUCCGGAUUAGCUUUAGUUUUGGGACGUGUUUGGAUGAUGAACAUUUGAUUGUCCACAGAACAUUUGCUGUUCUGUGGCAUGUAACUACUUUUGAUUGUCCAUGGUGCUUAAUUCUUGCCAGGUUAGGCUUGAUUACUUUUAAUCGUACAGAAGUCUUCUUUUAACCCACAGUUACGUUCAAAUUUGAGAACCUUUGCAUCGGUUAUAGCUACCUCAAUUUUAAAUCCUUAUUAAUCUCUGACGAGCUCAACAGAAAAAAAGUGAAUUUCACAUGAUUUUUUCCGAAGUUUAUGGGGUUUUCAGUUUUCUCUCUUUUUAUCUUUCUUCUCCUGCCUCUUAUGUAUUCUCUCUUACUGCUAGUGCUGUCUACUUGUCCUCUCGUCACUUGCUGGCAGGCUUUCCUUGUUUCAUUUUUUUUCUUUCUGCUUGCCUUGGUUCUUUGUUAUAUCUGUCCAUAAAGUGGUUCUUUGCUCUCUAAAACAGUGUUGUACCACAUUCUCCCAUUACUUCUGCUUCCUUAGGUUUUUACUAUAUUUUCUGUAUCUCUUGACCAGCCAAUACUUUAAGGCAUAUGUUUUGAGAUUCAUGCAUAGUUUCUUGCGAGCCAACUUUUUGCAUUAAUUUUUUUUUGAUAGGCUCACGCACUGUGUGAAUCUUGUUUUCUGAUUUUGCUUCUUUCUUUGUUGUCUCUCAGGUUUUGCUAGAUUUUAUACGGCAAAUAAAUGAUGAUAAAGGGUACAUUUUUAUCUAUAGUUGGAUACUUUAAUUUCUCGAGAUAUUAUGGCUGUUGUUAUCCUUUGGUUUUGGAAAUAUAAUGCAAACAGCGUAGUAAUCUAUGUUUCCUUUGCACUUGCAUGGCUAGGCCCAUGGAAGAACAGCGCCAACGCUAUGGUCCAUCCCUUUAUACCCUUACAAAGAUGAUUCUUUCUAUUCGACUGUUUCUGAAUCUUUCAUGGGGGCAUUUCGAGGCAAGAAAACUGUGAGAUAUCUUGAAUCACUUCACUGCCUAGCUUUUGUUUUCCUAGUGAAAAUGUCAAAAAGUUUUAAGUUGCAUUGUUGGGCAUUUAUGUUUUGGUAUAUUUCUCAUCUUUUAACUUUAACAGGUAUUUUCUUGUUUCAUAUUGUGCAGGCAAAAGGAUGAGUUAGCCACUGUGGAACAGGCAAUGGGCCUUUAUGCCUCAGAAUUGGAGAGAUUCCUAUUGUUUAUUGGGUAAUUUUCCGCAUUAUGUUAUUUGUGAACGUGUUGGUGCAAACGGUUCUCCUCAUCUGUUUUUUUUUUAAUGGAUUACUUGACACGCUCAGUCUUUAGUUAUUUCAUUCACUUUUUCUGUGAUUGCUUGUUGUAAUUUUGUUGCACGCUAACAUAUCUUCAUUUUUUGUGUGUUUUUAUAAAUGCAUGAUUUCACAUUAUGAAAAUGAAAUGUAUGACCCAGGAUAGCAUCAGUAGCAAAACUAUCACCUCUCGAAAGUAAUUAUGAGAACCCCAAAGCUUUCUUUACCUAAUCGAUUUCUUGUCCGGCAGAUCUUUUCUUUUUUUAUUUAGCAUGGUUACCCUUGCAGAUCCUCACAAAGGGUUAUUGCAUCCUUGUAGAGUUGUUGCAUCUGGAUACUCUAGCUUUAUUUUUCCAUUCUGGGUUGCUAUGAGUACAUGUGAAGAGCCGAUGCUGUUGUUCUAAUUCAACUUUAUUUCUGAAGUAGAAAAAAAAUGUAGGAAGCCUACUUAGGUACAGUCCCAUUGUCCAUUGAGGAAUUUUUUUUUUUUUUCCUGGAGUUAAAGUUUAUCUUACUAAUUUGAAAGAUCAUGGCUAUAGAAGGAGAAGAAAGUAGCAUACUACCCAAAGUAGCCUCGCCAUUGUUCGUCCAAUGGUCGGUUAGGAAGGAGAUUAUUUACACUUUAGUAGUACCUAUUCACUCUCUUAGUAAAACUAUUUAUUUCUAUGUAAUAAGUUCUUUAAUUAAGGCUUGAUUCCCUCCCAUAAACUGCCAGUUUGGUCGAUCUGGUUUGGACCUGUGCUAUUCUCCCACCCGAAAGAUGGACAGAGUUGGCAACCCCAUGACUGCAAAUCCAAUGUUAGGCUUUCCCUGGACGGCUUUGUUCCACACGGUUGGAGACUCUGCUGCCACUCCCAUUGAAAGGCAAUUAUAGGAUACCAUGCCAAUCUCCGCCAAUCAAGAAAUGACACAUCAUGGCACCAUUGCCCUUAGCAUUGGGAUGACAUAUAGAGAUUUAGAUACACCAGACAAAAUUCUCAGUUGGAUGACACGGGCUACUGGAGAUUCUGUCUUGGAGUUGACGGAUUUUAACAUGGCGUUAUCUUAGAUUUUUUUGUAUCAGUUCUUGGCUGUGAUCUUCUUUCUCCUCUAUAUAUGGUGUCGUUAGGUAUCUUUCUAUAACGAAACCUACUUUUCUUGGAAGGAAUUCCUUGUUUUCCUUUGGGAAGGUCAGGGGAAACCAUACUGAAUGCUGCUUUCUUCUAUUUGUUAUGAUUAUUUGCAUGCCUACCUUUCCAAACAGAAGUGCAAAAUUGGGAAUCUUUGUAUCUUGUUUCCUUUCUCUGUCUCUCUGUCUGUCUCUCACUCACGCACAUACACACACACAAACACAUACGCACAGACUACAUCAUGUUCUUCAUCAGAAAAUUGGAACUUGAUUUGAAAGUUCCGCAUCCAAUUUGUACCAUGGAGGUAAUGUGCUGGGACUAACUAAAAAAAAAGGGAACAGGUUGGGGGAAGAGGGAGGAGGAACAAAAAGGACUCACCGGUAGCGGUGGCCAAGGAAUUGAGCAGUGGGCAGUGGAACUUACGGGGACAAUGUCUGAUGACAGACGAGGUGGUUUAUUUUCAUAGUUAGUCUCAGGGUGGUACUAUUACAGCGUUAUAUGAUCUUUAUCAAAUCCUUUAAAGCCAUUUAUAUUUGUAAAAAACCGGGAGAUAGGAAGUGAUUUUUUUAAGAAUACGACCAAGAAAACGGGGGAAACUGAAACCAGACCAAUUCCAGUCCGAUUACUGAUCAAUUUUAUGAGGCAUACACACUAAUAUAUACAGAGGAAGACAACAUCUAGAAUCUCCAUUUGUACUUACAUAUUCUUUGAAGAAUCAAAUACAUCCAUUUGGUUUCUUCCUGACAGACUCUGGUUUAGAAGAUCUGAUUCUAAAGAGGGCUACGUAGGAAGGAAAGAAAAGAGAGUUGUCUCUGCAUCCACUGCAGCUUCUUGUUGACCUGUGCAUCUUUGCCGUUACCCGUGUCCCUAGGCAGUUUUGGCGAAAGUAGCCAUUGCUGAAGGAUAGUUGAUUCAGGAUUGGCGCUUUUUGACUGAAUGACAUAAUCGAUUUUGGGUGAACCUUAAUUCGGUGCACAAAAUUUAAACAGAAGAAAUACCCUUCCAUUUCCUAAAUACAUGAAAAGCUUCUUGCAGAUGGAUGUAGCUGAGCAGGGAAAGUGAAUGUGAAAUAAAUGGGGAGAAAGGAUUUAGUUUCAGUAAUUGGUUGAAAUGGAUCAGGUGAAUACCAGUUGGAUUGUGAUCGUCUACUGGAUUCCCUACUGAUCUUCCAAUUUUGGCUAAUCUGCGUUAGAAGCUUACACUGGCUCUGAUCCUAAAUAUCUUUAGGUGUUGUUUAGGAUUUGAGGUUAGCUUUAAAAUUAUGUUUCAUAAAAAGAAAUGGUCUCGUAAUAUUAUUAAAGGCUCAUUCAUUUCAUUGAAAUUUCUAUUUUUAUAUUUUGGAUAUGCAAGAAACGGCUUGCAGAAGUUUUCUUACCGGAAAAGCUUUGUGUUGCAGUGAGGUUUUUGCAAAUUCUCCUUUCUUCAUUUCAGCCGAGGAAGCUGGUGCUGCAGAAUCAAGGCAAGUCCUCUGUCAAGCAAAAUAUCUGUCAAGUGUACAUGUAACUCACAUUCUGAGCCAUAGCACUGAAAGUGUGAGAGAUAAACCUAUGUUUCUGAUUCCUUCUUUGCUUUAACCAGGAAAAUUAAUGAAUUUAAGGAAGCAAUCAUCCCUGCUGGAAGGACUCAUGAGGUAUGUCAUCAAAAGAACUUGCUUUUCAGCCUUUUGCUGCUCAAUCGACAGUUGUGAAUGCUAUUCGUACAGUAAUAGAUCAAGGUAUGCAUGAGAGAAACUUUUAUUUGAAUUCCUGAAAUAGGUGUUAAAUGGCUGUGUGGUGAGAGUUGGCGAGCUAGGGCAAGAGGAAUGAUGCACCCUAGGGAAAGAGAGUGGGAGGCGUCGGAGCCAGAGGAGGUGAGCGGGCAUUGGAUGUGGGAAGGGGGAAGGAGGGCCAUGAGGAGAGUGGGAGUGGUGUGAUUGCUGGAAUGCUUGCCGGUGAGGGGGAAGAAGAGUUCUUUCGGGGUGUUUAGAUUGUACCAAGGUCCGGUCAAUAUCCUGUAGUUAGUCUUCCACUAGCAUGGCACUGAGGUAUCAUUCAGUUUAAAAGUGUUGCUUCUUGAAGGAUUCUUCUACUUGUGAUUUGACUUGAUAUAACGAAAAAUCAGUUCUGCAACCUUCAUCUCAUAGUCAUUUUGUGAGUGUACACACUGGCUGAUAGCAUCAACAUCAAAACUGACAUCAAGUCAAGUAAGAGUUAAAUAUAAUAAUUUAUCAAUAAUCCAUGAUGUAUUUUAUCAGGGUCAAAGAGGAGGUGAAAUUAUGAUUUACCCUAACCUUCCAACAUCUUUUCAGUGAUCCAUGUGUAAAUCCUCCUGUGCAAAUUUCGAGAAAAUAUUGCAAAUUUCCGAAGUCCUUUAUUAUAAAUCUCUCAGUAAGUUUGACCUUCAAUAAUCCGAUGUCCUUAGUAUCGUCACAUAGACAUGGUUGGGAAGGUCCCCGCAUGUUAUCAAAAAGGGUGGGGAUUUUAGUGUUAAAUAAGGGAACAAACUUUGACAAUGCUGAAAGAUUUGAUGAACAUGGCAUUUAAGAGACCAGCGACUAGUUUGAGUAAACAUGGAUGAAAACCAAAGUUUUAAGUUGUUUUUUUGAAAAUAAUUCCUCCAAGCGAGUUAUCUGCUUACCUUGUUGAUUUGCGUCGGCAACAAUCUUUUGGGUCUGAAAGAUAUAGGAUAAUCCAUCUUAGAGGCAAUAAGUUUUUUUUCGUGACCACUUCUAAGCAUUUAUCUCGCCCACAAGUCUUUAAAGACAUAAUAACUUUGAAAUAACAUUUUAAGAAUUUUGUCAAACUACUAACAGAGAGUGACUUAGUUGAGAAUUUAUGAAUGUAAAGGGUUAAUAGCAAGGCUGAGCGAUCAUUGACGCUAAUACUAGCUUGUUCAGCAAUUGCUUUGAAACCAUUUGCCAUCAUCACGUUUUCUUACCUUAAACCCAGGGAAUAGGAGGAGAAAAUGUCUGGGACACCAAUGGUCCGUAGCUCUUGCAUGUGUGGCCCAAGAAGGGUUAACAGUGCCAUCAUUGUAGAGCAAGACAGUAGCAUCUUGGUAAUACUUGACUAAGUUAAUGUAAAGGUGGAGAGAAUUUAUAGAAAGGUCUUUUCAUAGUCAAAGAAUAUCUUAUGGGAAAAAGGCGACGAGAGUAGCUUUGGAUGGCCAGUAUCACCACUUUUAAUACUACUUUAGUACCACAUUUCAUAGAAGCAAUAGACACAUCUGUUGCUAUGCUCCUGUGAAUAAGGCUGCAUCGGCUAAGAAGAUUAGUCUUCCUUCCCUUUUUUGAAUUUUCAGUCUUCUUCUUUGGAUAUUUCCCCCAAACAGUUUUUCUGUCUUUGAUUUUCCCUAGCAGAAUGACUGCAAACACAUUUGUAUUUUUCUUUCUUUUUUUUCUGUUUCGUUCCCUCAAUUGAUGUUCAGACCUAUUCCCGAGGGGCCAAAUGAUUCACCAACUACAAUGAUUGGAGAAGCAUCAGAGAUUCUAUGUAUCACCUUCCGCUUCCUUCUUCAUUAAAAAGUCUUGUAUUGAGCAUUAUUCGAGGGGAAUGAGAGAUCCUUACCUAGGAUAAUGCAGUCCAUUAACCUUUGUAUUAUAUUUAGUAGGAAAUUCAGAAACGCUAUUUUUCUGGAUGAUCUGUAGAUGUCACUUGUAAUCCACCGUGGUUUCCCAAGCAGCAAUGGCAAAAUGAGCCAAGAUCUUUCUACUUUCCAGUCAGGUUACCAAAGUAUGUAUUCAUGAGAGAUUUCCAUGUUUCAGUUGAUGAAUCACAUGAAUUUCCUGAUAGAAUGUUGAAUCAUCUUUCUUAUUUGUAUACAUUGCUUCUAAAAUGUCCACAUCUCUCUAACCUUCUUUUUUUAUCAAAAAAUAAGGUAUCCUCGGGAAUGACGUUAGCCAAAAAUGGUUAUGAGACAAUUGGGCCUUACGAUCUGGUUUGGACUAUUUCUGCCUUUUCGAGUUUUGGGCGUAAAACGGAAGAAUAUUAGGGUUCUAAGAGUCAUUUAUGAACAAUAGUCGGAGGGAGUAAAGCUCUGAAAAGAAAUUUUUUUAGGAGGAAUGUGAGCUCCAAGAUGAUAAUUUCAGAAAUGGUCUUAAAAUUCGUUAAGACAAAAAAGUGUGUUGUUGUGAUCUGUGAAGGGGAUUGAAAUUAUCAUAUAAUGGAGAUCUUACGAAUCAAAGAUCAGGAAAGGAUUGGUCAUUCAGAAGUAUGAAAUAGCUUCUAACUUUUUUAAUAACCAUCGUGUUAUAAAGAAGAGAAUUGGAAAAAACUUUAAUUGCAUUUCGUAAACCUUUUGAUUUCCUGGAACGAAACCAGUGGCUAGUGAGCCAUGUGAGGUCGAUUUAAAGUAAGAACAUGAUUAUCACUGCCUCUGCUCUCAUGCAUCGUCAUUCCAACAGACUUGCUCUUUACCCGGCUGCUUCAUUCCCCCCCUUUCCCUGUUCAGCUGGGCCCCCAUCAGACCAUAUAACCCAGAUCCCUUCCCCAUCUCCUCGGGCAUUCUUCCCCAAAGCCCUCUGCUUCCCACAGCUGCCCCAGUUGCUGCAGUCUCCCCCACUGUACUCCCAACAGCCCACCAUGCCCAUUACUGUGGAGAUAUAGGUAGAAGGAAUAUUUGUAGUUUUAAAAUAAUAUCAGCAUGCGGUAAAUAUCCAUUGAGUAUUCUAUUUAGAUAUUGUUAUUUCUGAAAUAAGAUAUAGUCAGAGGAUCAAAAACUUAGAGUUUAGUUACAUGGCAGCCUGAAAAAGAGAGGGGCUUAUCAAUAAUUCAACUGGCUUUUGAGGGGGUUUAAACCAAAUUCCCUUUAUUGUUUCUCUUAGCUUUAGUUUCAAAUACUCUGUCCACAAUGAUUAUUUGGAAUAUACUGCCGCCAAUUAUUUUAUUAAUGUAUUUGCAACGUCUUCAGGUAUCAUUGGCGAUUGAAUCUGUGAACUCAUAUAUUGCUUGGGAUUUUUCAUUGGUUCAAGGGAAAGUGAAUGUGGUACGAUCCAGACCAUUUCCCCCAUUUUCUUUUGAUGUCCAUUAGUAUUUUUCUCGUUAAUGGGAGUUCUGACGAGGGUUUUUUUUUUUUUGCACUACGUUUUCUUUAAUCUGCGAGAGAUUUCUUGCAAAGGUGUGCAAUUUUCUAUGGAGACAUGAAUAUAAGUGAAUAGUGGGUGUUAAAGUAUUUCUAGUUUUAGGCUCAUCCUUUCUUUCAUUCAUGCAGCAUUUAUAAAUGGGUUUUUUUCCAAAAAUACAAGAUAUCUUUACAGAAAUAGCUAACAAAGAUUACUCGAGAGCAUAAUUAUAGAUCGUCUCUUUACCUUUUAUUGACCUUCUUGUGCUCUCAUGUUAAAAUGCUGAAACAUUCAAUUGCGGUUUCUCUGAGAAACCCUUUGACUGAAUGAACAAUUCUCCUUUUUAAUUCUACUUUUGACAUCAUUUUUUUCUUUCUUUAUGCUACUUAUGUGUUUGUCCCUCCCUCCCUCAAUGACUGCACAGGAUAUUGGAUUCAGUGUUGAAUAUGUGAGCCCAUCUGGGGAAACUAUGGUGAGCCUUCUCUGUUCAUCCUGUUGAGGCAUUGCAUUAGAAAGCUAUCGUCGCCCUGCAGCGUGUGUUUGGCCUCACUUCUUGCAUUCGCUUUCCAUUUUCUGCAGCUGAUUUUGCCUUAUCGGAGAUAUGAAUCUGACCAAGUAGGUUAUCAUUUCUUUGCCCAUCUCAGCACAUUUUCUGUAAAUGGUGGGCGUCUCCCGUCCCAGCUUCUUGGAGAGCUCAUGGUUUUGCUUGCAGGGGAACUUCUGCACCAUCUCAACUGGGUGCUACAAGCUCAUCUGGGACAACUCCUACUCGACCUUCUUCAAGAAGGUGGGGAAAUCCCUGAAAACGUUAGCAAGCAGAAAAUUAGUUGAUGAUAUCAGCUGACUAGAAUCACUCAACGAAGCUUUUUCUUUCAUUCUUGCAAAAAUAUUGUGAAGCAUCCCACAUUGAAUAGGAUGAACAAAUAUGCUUUCGAACCAGUUCCAACUCAUUGCUUCUCCUUUACUUCUGAUUGAUUAUCUCAGAGCUUGCGCUACAAGGUGGAUGCUAUACCUCCAGUCAUAGAACAACCACUGCUGCCUGAACCUGAGGUAGAAGAAGAGGGCUAG
Messenger RNA from Spirodela intermedia, 13717 nucleotides. The record is from the annotation of a GenBank genome assembly. Lineage: Eukaryota; Viridiplantae; Streptophyta; Magnoliopsida; Alismatales; Araceae.